AUGUUAUUGAGGGAGGCAUCUACUAGCAAUAACUCUAUUAACUUGCUUGAAAUUCCUUCAGAUUUUUUAUCUUUAAUUUAUAGUGAUAUUAUUAAGGAAAAUAAUAGCAUUAAAGAAUCAUUAGACAUAACAAACAAUUGUAGAUUGCUUUUGGAUA
This is a messenger RNA of Scutellospora calospora, 157 nucleotides long. Lineage: Eukaryota; Fungi; Glomeromycota; Glomeromycetes; Diversisporales; Gigasporaceae. The record is from the annotation of a GenBank genome assembly.